Messenger RNA from Monoraphidium neglectum, 432 nucleotides. RefSeq lists its product as hypothetical. The annotation marks the transcript as partial. NCBI's taxonomy places the organism in Eukaryota, Viridiplantae, Chlorophyta, Chlorophyceae, Sphaeropleales, Selenastraceae. The record is from RefSeq and is a predicted model, not a curated record. The transcript has a single exon.
CCCGGCCACUUCGCGCGGGAGUGCCCGAACAAGGGCGGCUUUGGCGGCGCCGGCGGCGGCGUCAGCGGCGGCGGCGACGCCGGCGGCGCCCGCGGCAGGUCCCGCAGCAGGGAGCGGGAACCCGAGCGGCGGCGGCCGGACGAGCGGCGGCGCGGCAGCCGCAGCCGAAGCAGGGAGCGCGAGCGGGAGCACCGCGGCGGCGGCGGGCGGCGCGGAGACGAGCGACGGGAGGGCGAGCGCCGCCAGCGCGAGCGGGAGCCGGAGCACCGCAGGUCCGGCGGCAGCCGCAGCCCCGGCCGGCGGCGCAGCAGCCGCCGCAGCCGCAGCCGUAGCCGCAGUGGCAGCCGGAGCCAGCGGCACGGCAGCAGCAAGCACCGUUCGUCGUCCGACCGCGGCGGCGGCGGUGACAGGGAAAGGAGCAGCAGGCGGUGA